Molecule: messenger RNA, 2087 nt
Organism: Triplophysa dalaica
Lineage: Eukaryota; Metazoa; Chordata; Actinopteri; Cypriniformes; Nemacheilidae
Exons: 3
Coding region: 173-1399 (408 amino acids)
Source: RefSeq, a predicted model, not a curated record
UCCUUCCGGAGUCAAAUAAGUUAGGUUUGGGCCAAAUGUUAUUGUUCGAAAAAAACAUCGUCCCAAAGGUAACCUAGCAACAUGAUAGACCAACGUCAGCACUCGAACGAAGACGUUUUUAGCGAGUUAUAAACGGACUUCAAGUUUACUUCUCGACAUUUAGCGUUUAAAGAUGUCUCUGUUCAGCGAUUUUAUCGACUUGCUCCGGUGUCUUUUCUCUUUCUGCUUGUCAGAUCAAGUAUCGACUGAAUUGGAUGAGGAGGAAUCGUUUAAAGAUGCAGCGAGUGGUGCAGACAAGUGUAACGAGAUAGAGGACACAAGUGAAAAUGAGAAAAGUUCUGAGAAUGAAGAGAAGAAAGAGAUGAGCAGUCUCCUAAAGAUGCCAUCAUUGCCAGAGCCAAUAUUGGUUAAAGAGGCAUCUGACCCUCCAACUCCACCAUUCACUGAAAUUAAUGCCCUGCCAUCGGCCGGACCAGUGAUUUUUAACCGGGUCCUUCCAAACUCCACUCUACCCGCUGAUAAGAUCAGACCUAUGUUCAGACCUCAGCUAUCAGCAGGGGAGCCAGUACGUUUUUACCGAACCUCACGACACUUCCAACCCUUGCCUACGAUUGAGGAGUCGUCUCUGGGUGACAGGAUCUUUCCAGAGUCAGUGGCACCAGCUGGCCGGAUACAAACACUACCAUCUGUGAAAGCACCGCUGCUGGUUUGUGAAAACCCAACCGCGGUAUCAGAUGAAGUGAUGUAUCUGCUUUCCUGUAGCUCAGUGCCGUCAGAGGAACUGGAUCUGAUGAUUCAAGUAGAUCAUGGCAUCCAAAUCCUUCCACGUUCUUCAUCCACCUUACUGUUUGACCUAGAAGAUAUUGAAAUUGAAAAUGAGUAUGUGAAGUACACUGGGAGGACGAUCGGUCCCGGUGAGAUGAAGACUUCCCAAAAUAAAGCGCUGGUGGCUGAGAUAAAGCAUCCACCGCUGAAAGCUAUAGGGAAGUGUUGGAUGGAGAAUGACAGUGAAGACCAGAAGCCAGUACCUCCCAUCCAGAUGGAGAAGGUUCAAGACAUCACUGAUACACAUGAGAACGACUCGGAGUCAUAUUCCUCUUCUUCAAAGAUGGAAACAGACGUUGCCCCUCAGAAACCAAGGGAUCGAAAGACAAGAUUGUUCCAUGUCAAUCCUUCCUGUCGCCCCAAGACAGAGACUCAGCAACUGAAGACUUCUUCUUCUCUCUGCGAAUGGGUUGAGCAAAAGAUCAGGAAAAGAGACGAGAAGAAAAGAAGAAAAGAGAAGAUGUUACUGGAAAGACAGCAGCUGCAUGAGCGAUACCUACACGAUCCAAAACUGAAACAUCUGUGGGUCAACAAGCACAACCGCUUCAAUAGAUCCGUCCAUGAUGAGGUUUAGAGACUGUUUGACUGUCUCCUGUCUACUGCCAUCAUCUGACCACGACAUCAAAACCCCUUGUGCAUGAAAAACCCUUUGUGCAUGAAAAAAACACCCUUUGUGUAUAAAAAUACCCUCUUGUACAUGGAAAACCCUUUGUUCAUUAUAAAAAAAAACCUUUGUGCAUAAAAAUACCCUCUUGUGCAUGGAAAACCCUUUGUGCAUAAAAAUAAACCCUUGUGCAUGAAAAACUCUGUUUACUGUCUUAUCUUCGGUUCCCUGAGAAGCGGAAGACACUCUUUCCCUUACCACUUUACUGAAGUCUAAUUGGAUAACGCCAGUGAAAAAAACUGGCAAAUUGUCGAAAGACAUGCAACAGUUUGCAAAUACAGACGAGCCCUUGGCCGUAUAAAAACGGUGCAUUGCGACAAUACCUCAGUAUGGCGUUAGAAAACUAGUUUCUAAUUAGUAAACACAGCAGGCAAGCAGAUUACAGCUGCACGAGCACACUGAAAACGCUUGUGGCAUAAAUGUAAACCUAUAGAUAUUGCAAAUCUCUAAUUCGAACACGAAAAUCAAGAUUGUGCACUUCAAUCAACACAUGCGAUGAGAAAUAACAAACCGUCGAAUUAAAGCAGAUCGGGGGAUUCUUCACGCGCGCGACUCAUUUUGACUUUGUACUAAGGGGGGCGGGACACUGCGAUUUUGU